UCAGGUCUCACACGGACUGUGGGCCAGCAGAAGUUCAGAAUCAUGGAUCCACCCGCUACCAGCUCCUACAGAGGCAAGGAUGCCAAACCUCGUCCGACCAAAGGCUUUCAUAGGAAUGGUCAACCUUUAGUGAUAAACGAAGUUCAUCGCAAUUCCUCUAACUCCUCGUCGUCCAUGUCGGAUCUGUUCACUUCUCCCCAAUUCAAUGAUCCCUUGGAUGGGUCAAAGGAUGAUGUCGCCCGAGCCAAACCGAGUCAUCAAGCAUUGGUCAGGCCUCAAGGCCCUCGAACUUUGGCUCAUGCCAAUUCGUUGGAGACGGAGGAAGAUCGACGAAGUCUGGCCUUUCAAAUUGUUCUGUUCCAUCUCUGCUCGUUUUAUGAGAAACCAUUGGAAAGGCGGGAAAGGCUCUUCCGGGAGCUAUGCCAUCGUCUGCGAAUCGAUAUGAGCGCGGCUCUGUAUCAGUAUCCGGAGUUGGCCUCGUUGCGAUCCCAUUAUCAACAUUCCUUUGUGCGGAUGGUCAAAUCUGUCCAAGGUCAAAUGGAUGCCCAUCCCACGUCGACCCUACCCAAAUCCCGAAGCAUCCAAUGCAUCAAUGAGGUUCGUGAACAAGAUCUGUACCACAACUCGCGAUAUCAGAAUGAGUUUGAAGAGCUGAGCUUCAUCGCCAAAGGCGGUUUUGGGGUAGUAUUUCGGGCUCGGAACAAGUUGGACGGAUGCGUGUACGCGGUGAAAAAGAUCGUACUCCGCUAUUGCGAUCCUGAAUUGUUUGCCAAGAUCUUCCGGGAGGUGACCACAUUGGCCAAGCUCAACCAUGCCAAUGUGGUGAGUUAUAAGACGGCGUGGCUGGAACCUUUUGUGGACUGUCCUCGACCGCGAACUCGCCUCCAUUGUCAGCAUCCAUCUUUGCCGAACAUGACGUCGGAAAUGUGGUCUUCCAGCUCUCGCACGUCUUUAGGAUUGAAUGGUAAUACGUUUGAAGAGGAUCGGAUUCUGAGGAGGAUAGAGGCCACAUCACAGAGUUCGGGUAUCGUGUUUAAUGAAACCGAAGAGUCGCAGGACGUAAUUGACAUGGGCAUUUCAACGACUCGCUCGGCAGUUGUCACACACGCUGGUGUUAGUCAUAACCGGGUGAAUCGAUCGGUGACGUCAGCCAUUGAGAUAACUACUUUCCAAAGCUCGCUAAAAAUGUCCAACGUAACAUCGAUUCAAGAGCUCGACGAGCACGAUUCGGGUGGUAAUUUUCCUCAUGUCCAAGGCCUGGCAGCCACCCCGCCCAAUCGGGCCCGAUUACCGCCCAUAACUGAUGUGGCUGGAACGAGCCCAUCGUCCCGAUUUUGGAUUGCUAGUGACGAUGAAGACGAAUUUUCGACUACCUCCUUUGAUGGCUUGGAUGACAAUUCGCCCAGAAAGUCCCGGAAGACAAAAUUACCCACGUUUCCAAAGCCAAAUGGCGCUGAACACAGUGGCGCGUUUCAAAGCAACGUACAGGAUCGAGCCGUGCUUUACGUGCAAAUGCAAUUAUGUGACCGGACCCUUCGUGAGUGGUUAGACGAACGGAAUGCGGUUGUGGAUGCCUCGGGGCAUUGUCAGAUCGAUGCAGCCAUCAAUUUACACAUAUUCGAACAGAUCUUACGUGGUGUCGAAUACAUCCAUGCCCAAGGGAUUGUGCAUCGAGACCUAAAGCCCAGAAACAUCUUCUUAAGUAGAAACAAUGAGGUCCAAAUUGGAGAUUUUGGGUUAGCCAAGCAUGAUCUCGAUAAUAACAUAUCCACCCCUCAAACUCCAGUGGAUUCUACAAACUACAGCGGAAAUAUCUUUACAACGGAGAAAAGUCAUCACACUUCCGGGGUUGGAACCCAAGCUUACGGAGCCCCUGAACAACUAGCUUUCGGAAUAGUCAACGAAAAAAGUGAUAUUUACAGCGUGGGCAUAGUUCUCUUCGAAUUGUUCCAUCCAUUUUCUACGGCCAUGGAAAGAAGCAAAGCCAUCACGCAAGUUCGUCAAGACAUGGUGCCAGAGGAUCUAGCCCUCAAGUAUCCCCUUGUUACCAAAGCCAUUCAAUCGAUGUUGGCCAGUGUGCCUUCUUUGCGACCUCGAGCUACUGAGGUUCUUCAAACGCUAUUUUCUGCGGAAGCCAAGAAAAAGCAAGCUCUCGAAGAGCAAGUCCAGCACCUGGAAGAUGUUGUGGCUGAGCAGAAAUUGGCCAUGCACGCGAAGGAUGAAUUGAUUAGGAAGCUCCAAGCCGCUCUGGCCAAAAUGAAUACUUCUACACCAUGAAUCGUUACUCAAAAGUAUUAGUUUUGCCAUGCGUAUAUGCUCAACCUUGAUUGCACACCCAGUGAACGCUUCGAAACCAAACCCACGUCGUGAUAUUUUCACUUUAUGAAAUGUAUUUCAUCGUUCUCGUGAAUACAUUCGGUCACAGCCAA
This is a messenger RNA of Tigriopus californicus, 2429 nucleotides long. RefSeq names its product eukaryotic translation initiation factor 2-alpha kinase 1-like. Bases 43 to 2277 code for a protein of 744 amino acids. Gene Ontology annotation, biological process: protein phosphorylation. The record is from RefSeq and is a predicted model, not a curated record. The transcript is spliced from 6 exons. NCBI's taxonomy places the organism in Eukaryota, Metazoa, Arthropoda, Copepoda, Harpacticoida, Harpacticidae. Gene Ontology annotation, molecular function: ATP binding; protein kinase activity.